Durio zibethinus is the source of this 1749-nucleotide messenger RNA. RefSeq names its product WAT1-related protein At1g68170-like. Gene Ontology annotation, molecular function: transmembrane transporter activity. Gene Ontology annotation, cellular component: membrane. NCBI's taxonomy places the organism in Eukaryota, Viridiplantae, Streptophyta, Magnoliopsida, Malvales, Malvaceae. The record is from RefSeq and is a predicted model, not a curated record.
GAUUAAGUUCUACGUACUUGAAUACGUCACAUGAAGCUCUCCAAUGCGUUACAACUUAUGAUUAUGGUAACACAACUCAAUCGCUUACCUUUUUCUUCUGUUUUAAUAACCUGGGGUAUUGACAAUUGCCGUGCGCAGUCAGCCAAGGAACAGAAGCAGUAGAAAACGACAGGGUAGAAGCUUCUAAAAGAAAAAAAAAAAAAAAGAAAAUGGGGAUGAUGCCAGCAGCAAUGGUGAUGGUGGUGGUUCAAAUAUCGUUUGCUGGAAUGAAUGUGUUGUAUAAAUUGGCAGCAAAUGAUGGAAUGAGCUUGAGGAUUAUCACUGCUUACAGAUUCUUAUUUGCAGUUCCUCUCAUGCUUCCUCUUGCUCUCCUUGUUGAAAGGAAUAGGCCAAAACUGACUUGGACCAUACUCUACCAAGCUUUUCUUUGUGGGUUAUUUGGAGGAUCACUAUCUCAGAAUUUGUAUAUAGAAAGCCUGGCUCUAACAUCUGCAACAUUUGUUGCUGCCAUGAGUAAUCUCAUUCCAGUCACAACCUUCAUAUUGGCCGUUUCUCUUGGAAUGGAAAAGCUAUCUUUUGGAACUAUGGCAGGGAAGGCAAAAGUCUUUGGAACGUUAACGGGAAUAGGCGGUGCAAUGCUGUUCACAUUUUACAAAGGAGUACAAGUUAACAUUUGGAGAACACAUAUUAACCUUUUAAAUCACCAUGGGGCACCUUCAUCACAUCCAAGCUCUUCCAAUACUCUGUUGGGAACCUUGCUGGCUGUUGCCUUCUGCAUCAGUUACGCUGUGUGGUUGAUCAUUCAGGCCAAGAUGAGUAAAAAGUACCCAUGUCCUUACUCAAGUACAGCUUUGAUGUGUAUAAUGGGAGCAAUACAAUCCAUUGUUUAUGCACUUUGCACUGAGAAAGAUUGGAACCAGUGGAAACUAGGGUGGAAUAUCAGGCUUCUCACUGUUGUUUACGCGGGAAUUGUAGUGUCUGGAUUGACAAUUACCAUGAUAAACUGGUGCGUUCGCAUCAAAGGCCCUCUCUACGGAUCAAUUUUUAACCCUCUAAUGUUUAUUUUAGUCGCUUUGGCAGAGUCAUUGUUUUUAGGAGAAAAGCUGCACUUGGGAAGCAUAUUGGGAGCAGUGUUAAUAGUGCUGGGGUUGUAUGUUGUGCUUUGGGGUAAGGGGAAGGAGAUGGAGGAUCAAUCAGCAGCAUCAGGCAGAGAAGUGCCAUUGCCAGUGCCACCAUCAACAACAAGCUCCCAGCAAGACGAACCCAUCGAAAUCAUCGUCAACUCUACAAAUGACAACACUACUUCUAAUAACAAUCAUCAAAAUAAUGUAGCAAGCUCCUAGGUUUCACCUAAUGAACAGGAAAGUAAUUAAAGAUAGAAGAUGAAAGACAAAAAGUGACAGAGAAGCACAAUAACCCUUAAAUUUUUGUGUUGAUUCAUUCAAUAUUCAUCUAAGAAUUGGGUUUUUCCAAUUAUUGAUUCAUUAUAAAAAUUUGUCAACGUUGGAUUCUGUCAACUUUAUUAUGUUCUGUAACAUGAAGAAAAUUGCCAUAUCUUUGGUCACUUACACUACUUUAAAUAACAAAGGUUUGAUUUUUCCCGACCGCUUAUAAUCCCUUCUGUGUAUUUUGUUGUCUAGUCUCUGUUGUGGCUCUGAUUGUUCUUUUUCUUUGUUUUAUUAUCAAAUUUUUAAAUUAAAAAAAAAAUUAGAUGUUACUUUAGUCAUGAUAGUGCUUUUGCAAGUUUUA